Porites lobata is the source of this 816-nucleotide messenger RNA. The record is from the annotation of a GenBank genome assembly. Lineage: Eukaryota; Metazoa; Cnidaria; Anthozoa; Scleractinia; Poritidae.
CGGUCGGUCGGGUUUGAACGGCCUUCUGUCCAAAACGGCGCAAAAAUGGGUAUUACACGAGAAGAGAUUAAGAAUCUUUUAAAAGAAGAAAUAGAACCCUUAGAACGAAAGUUAGACAAUCUGAACAACGGGUUUCAGGAGUUAAAACGUUUAGUUGACUUCGUAAAUGGGAAAUACGAUGAUGUACUUGCACAGUUGAAACAAGCUAAUGAGAAGAUUCAAAGACAGGGAACGAGUCUGAAGCAGAUGCGGAAAGACCUAGACGAUGCAACAAAGCAGGCUCAAGACGCAAUGAAUGGCUUUGAAAACCUGGCGGAAUAUCUAAGGAGAGACUGCCUUGAAAUUUCGGGCGUCCCGCCGAGUGAGAGUUACACGUGUAAUCAGCUUGUAAUGGCGGUUGGGCAAGCUAUCGGCGUACAAGUGAAGGAGGAAGAUAUAUCGACCUCUCACCCAUUGCCAACUUUUAAAGAAGAUGCACCACCAAAGAUAAUAGUCAAGUUCACGAGAAGGGAUAUGAGGAAUAGCUUCUAUACGAAUCGAAGGAAGCUUAUUGACAAGAAAACUAGUGACCUUCCCGAUCUUGGUAUCACUGCCGAAAGCAAAGUAUACAUAUCCGAAUCCCUGACCAGGUACAAGAAAGAGCUGUUCGGCGAAGUUAACAAGCUGAGGAAAAAGAUCAAAUGGAAACAUAUCUGGACUCAGAACAGCCGAAUCUAUGUUAAAGAAUCAGAUAAGUCGACCGUAGUGGUAAUUGAUUCAUACGAAGCCCUCGAUAAAUUUAAGAGCAGCCUUCCCCCACGUUCAAACCAGUCUUGA